ACCGAGUUUUAUCAAUAAAAGGUAUAGGUUCCCUCAUAUGGUGGGGUGUAGCCUGAUCGAUAUUCGAUGAUCUACGGAAGUUACCGUUCAGAUUUAUUGUUGUGUACACGUUACUGUCUGCUAGUUGUUGUCGUGAACCCGUCAUGAGCGCAUCUCAAAUCAAAAUGCAAAAAAUGUUUGUCAGCUGUCUGUUUGUGCUCCUAUUAGCCGUUCAUAUCCGAUCCGAUGACCAUGGAGCGAAUGCAGUGUCAUACACAAAAGAUUUGUUUAAUAGUGCGGUUGAAAAAGACAAACUUUUUGUAAUGUUCUUCGCACCUUGGUGUGGACAUUGCAAGCGCUUGGCUCCGACUUGGGAUGAACUGGCUGUUAAGUACAACAUUGAAAAACGAGAAGUUACAAUUGGAAAGGUUGAUUGCACAGUUGAGACUGAAUUAUGUAGUGCUCACGGUGUGCGUGGCUACCCCACUGUGAAAUUCUUCAAUCUGAACAAAGAGGGCGAGAAAUAUGCGGACGCCCGAACCAUCGAGGCAUUCAGCAAGUUUAUUGAAGAGAGACUUGGCAAGGAGGAAGAAGUUAAGGAAGAAGAGAAGAAAGAAGAAGAAGUCGCAAAGGCCCCAGUUGCACAAGCUACGGCAGAAAACGGUCUCUAUGUGCUCACAGAUGCCAACUACGAUGCUCACAUCGCAACUGGCCACCAUUUCAUAAAGUUCUACGCGCCUUGGUGCGGACACUGCCAGAGGAUGGCCCCCACCUGGGAUGAACUGGCCAAGAAAGUUGGAACUGAUGGGAAAGUCAAAAUUGGAAAGGUGGACUGUACUCUGAAUUCUGCAACCUGUGGCAAGAAUGGUGUCAGAGGUUACCCAACACUGAUGUGGUUCACCAAUGGAGAAAAGAGUGAGGACUACCGCGGCGCGAGAGAGAUGGCAGACUUUGAGCAGUUUAUUGUGCGCCUCACAAGUGCAGAGGUGGAGGAAAAGAAACUGUCUCAGGACGGGGCUGUCCCCGCGCAGGCUGCCAAUGAUCAGGGUAUAGUGACCCUGACAGAUGAAGACUUUAAGGACUCCAUUUCUGAAGAUUUCACCCUCGUGCUCUUCUCCGAUGACCAGAAGCAUAUCACCAAACUCUUGGUUCCCAUCUUGAAUCGUGUGGCCCUUGAUUUCGUGGAGAAACCAGAAAUUCUCAUCGCCCAGGUCAACUGCGGAGAUAGUGUCAACCUCUGCACGUCCCAGGAUGCCAAGGGACCGUACCCAACCCUGCGCAUGUACCACAAUGGCGCUCUGCUUAGCAAUUACACAGGGGAGCAAACUGUGGCUGCCAUCACCAAGUACCUGGAUGGUCUUUUAGAAGAGCAGCGAAAGAAAGACGAGUUGUAAUUAUAGCAUAGGCAUAGGAUUUUUUUUGGUAAAGAUUAUUUUAGGAAUAACUUAUUUGAAGUUUUAUAUAACGGCUGUAUUUUCCUUAUUGAUCCAUGCAAUAAUGGCAUAGGCAUGUGAUUUUUGUUCUGUUUUUUUUGUGAAAGACAAUUUUAGGAUUAAAUUAUAAUGAGUUUAAUAAAAUUGCUAUAAUCCAUGUAUUUUGUGAACAAUUCAAGUAAAAUUUAAAAUAAAAAAAAUGAAUAUUAAAAAAAAAAUAUUUAAAUAUAGUUUAAAAAUUUUCAUAAACCACACAUUUUUACCUGUAAGUUAUCUUUUGGUCCAUGUAUUUUGUUAACAGUUAAGUCUGAUUUAAGUAGAUUUUAAAAAAAGAAUUGUUUUGUUUAAAAAAAAUUUGGUUCUGAUAUGGUUUCAAUUUUUUUUAAGCCAUGCAUGACAUACAUAACAUUAAAAUUAACAAAUAAUAAUCGCCUAGUGUUUAAGCGUAAAAUCAACAGUUUUUUGUGUAAGAUCAACCUUUUGACAAGGUGUAAAUAUGACUUGUCUUUUCAUUUACCUUUGAUAACAAUAUACAUAUAUUUUACAUAAUGUUUUCUUUAUGAGUGCUUUGUUCCAAUUAACAUGCAAAUGUAUUCAUGUACAAAUAAAAGAUUUAAUUAAUUUUAUUAUUAAAAAAUAUACUAUCAGUCACAAAUAAAGUGCUUUAUAAAUUAUUCUAUUGAGAAUACAAAUUUAUUUUGUAUUUUUAAUUUAUAACAAUUUAAAGAAAAGUUUACUUUUGCCUAUCUAUCUUAUGACAUAAGCUGUAAGGAAUAUAUACAAUUAAAACUGUUUUUUUUUUGUCAAGUGCCUUUAUGUAUUGUUUUAUUGCACAAAUAUGGGGGUUAAUAAAUAAUGGUAUGUAUAAGUGUAUUUCCUUGUCUUUUUGAUUUUUCCCCCUUUUUCAUAGAAUUUUGGGGUUUUAUUUUGUUGUGAAAGACAAUUAAAUUCAAUGUUUAUGACGAAUAUCACUUUUUAAACGUUAAAAUUGUGCGCGUUUUCUUUUGGGAUUCACUUGAGCCUUAUCUGGCAUCCUAUAUAACAAUUUGAAACAUAAUUUAGAACAAUUAAAACUUGUACAAGAAUAACUUUGUAUUGUAUCAAAGAUACAUCAUCUCUUAAACACAGAUGGAUGACAAAAAAUUAUUUUUUACAUUAAGAUAAAUUUCCUAUUAGAUACUUAUUUAUAAAGACAUAAUCUUAUAUUUUUUAAAUUAUUUUUUUCAGUGCAAUUUUAUUGUUUAUUAUGUAUUGUUGUUUACAUUAUAUUGGGAACAAAGGUGCUAUGUUGCCGCAUGUCACAUUUUAUAAUCUCUUCCGUAGAGUGCUUUGUCACUUGAUUUUACCAUCGAAGGUCAUUGUUACCAGGUAUUGAUACCAUACCAUUUACUGAAUACUGUAUAAAAAAAGAAACUCAAAAUGUGCUGAAACAAUUUUUAUGAAAGCACACUGUCACACAUAAAGUCUACGGUAAAAAAUACACAUUUAAGGGAAGUAAUAAGCUUUAAAGUGAGAUAAUUAUUCAAUAUUGAACAUAACCACUUUAUAUAUUUGGCAUGCAUGUGUAUCUCAUGGAGCUGCACAUUUUGACUGGUGAAUCUAGUGGCUUUUAAUUAUUUGCUACUAAAAAUAGAGAUUUGUUAGAGACAAUUAUUUUCAAGGGAAGUAAUUUAUAUAAUUAUAACUUAUACUUAUGUCCAUAGAUACAUGAUGAACUCUGGCUAUGAUCUCUUUGAUAAACCACAGGCCUUGGUUGUCAGUGAUGUCUGACUGGGUCAUUGGAUUGGACAAAAUCCAAGGGAAGUAAUAAGCUUUAAAGGAAGAUGAUUUCUAUACCUGCCAAAUGAUAAAUAGAAAUUUUAUUUCAAAGUGGCGCAGUAGGGGGCAGUGUGUUUCUGACAAACACAUCUCUUGUUGGGUCAAAGGUCAAGGUCACUGUGACCUCUAAAAAAAAUAUAAAAUUCUGACAAGCUUUCGCAGCCGAGCGUGGCACCCUUUAUGCGGUGCUCUUGUGUUCUGUAUAAUAACACAGGCAAAGUUCUUUAAUUACACUAACAGAUUAUACUGGAAUCUUGUUAAAUGUUAUACUAAGUAAAUAACGUUUCCACAUGACUUUAUAUGUGUCAGUGUAGCUCAAUUUAAUACUUGUAUCUAGUCGUUCUGUAAAUACAUUGGAUGUUGCACAAGGGUCAUGGACUCCAGGCAUCUGUGAUAUAGAAAUGUGUACAAAAUACCAGUAACCUUAUAUUGGUGGAACAAAAUUCAUCGCAAUAUAUGCCAGUGAUGUGCAAAUUCAAAUAAGAUCCACCUAUGAUAUUGUGCUUGUUCAAUGAGCGACUAUGGUACCUCACAUAUCUCAAAGUGGUAGAAAUAUGGAAAUUUUGGUGACGAACACUGUAAUAUUACAAUCAUAUUAAUUCAUAAUGUUUUGAUUGACUAUCAUGAAAAUCACAAAUUAGUGAUGAUUUCCGUUUUGUCAGCAGAUAUUGUUAUGAGUUAAAUCAUAGUAACAUAGAAAAACAAGAGUAAUAGGGCUAUGCAACAUUUGAACAUAAGUGUUAAUAAAAUAAAAGUGUGACAGAAGUUAACAAGUGUAUUUGGUGGAUCAUAUUUGAGCACAUUUUACUUGUUGCAAUACUGCUACAUUGUUACGAUUUCACUUAAUUGUUAUGUGUAUAGUACUAUUGCAUUUGAAUUCGAGAGAUUACCCAUAUUCAGGUUAUAAAGUGUUCAUUCUGCUAAGCGCAUAUUCCAGUUCAUGAUUUGAUGUUAAACGUAGUUUUAUUUUCACUUAUUAAUUAAUUCUUUAGUCUUUUUGGUAGUGUUCACUUUUGUAAACUAGACUCUUAAAUGUUGUACUUUUAAACAAUUUGACAGUCAUAAAUAUGUUUAAAGAAUAAAUUGCUUUCCCCAAUAAGUGAUGUGAAAUGAUGUAAAAAGUGUUAAAUGUACACAAGGCCAAGUUUUUUAUUGAUUGGACAUUUUUUUUUCAUUAUGAUUAACAAAGUGUUCAUAAGGUUAAGAUCCUUACAUUUUAAAUAGAUUAAUGGCUUACCUUACCAAACUGUGUUUAAGAUUAAUAAACCUCAUGCAUUGAUAAAGUAUAAAUCUAAACUUUGAUGACAAGAGGUUUUUACGAAAUAUUUUUAACUCUUUCUCACUCAGAAGCAAAAUAAAAAUGGCUAUAAAACCAGAACAGCCUGCGAGUAAGUCGCAGUCAGUUCAGGUUUAAUGCUGUUCGCUUCUCAUCAAUAUCAAAUGGUUGAAACUGAAACCUUUAAAUCUUGAAUCUAGUAAGAAAGGCCUUUAAUUAAAUUUAACUUUCUAAGGGAACUAUGUAAGAUGAUCAUAUCUUAAGCUGGAGUUUAAGGGGGAUAUUUCAUGCAGAUAAUAUAACAAUUUUGCUAGAGUCAUGGUAUGUUCUCGAGUUGUCAAUGCUCAUGUUAAAAGUGUUAUACUUUGCAUCCAAUAAACUUGUAAGUUUGAUUGGUUUUCAACAGUCCUAACAGCUUGUUCAUUUCAUAUUGCAUCUUUUUUCUUUUUUAGCUCAUCUAUUUUUUUGAAAAAAAAAAAUGAGCUAUUGUCAUCACCUUGGCGUCGGCGUACGGUUAAGUUUUGCGUUUAGGUCCACUUUUCUCAUAAAGUAUCAAUGCUAUUGCAUUCAAACUUGGUACACUUAGGUACUAUCAUGAGGGGACUGGGCAGGCAAAGUUAGAUAACUCUGGCGUGCAUUUUGACAGAAUUAUGUGCCCUUUUUAUACUUAGAAAAUUGAAAAUUUUGGUUAAGUUUUGUGUUUAGGUCCACUUUUCUCGUUAAGUAUCAAUGCAAUUGCAUUCAAACUUGGUACACUUACUUACUAUCAUGAGGGGACUGGGCAGGCAAAGUUAGAUAACUCUGUCAUGCAUUUUGACAGAAUUAUGUGCCCUUUUUAUACUUAGAAAAUAGAAAAUUUUGGUUAAGUUUUGUGUUUAGGUCCAUUUUAUUUCUUAAGUAUCAAAGCUAUUGCUUUCAUACUUGCAACACUUACUAACUAUCAUAAGGGGACUUUGCAGGCAAAGUUAUGUAACUGUGACUGGCAUUUUGACAGAAUUAUGUGCCCUUAAUAUACUUAGAAAAUUGAAAAUUUGGUUAAGUUUUGUGUUUAGGUCCACUUUAUUCCUAAAGUAUCAAAGCUAUUGCUUUCAUACUUGCAACACUUACUAACUAUCAUAAGGGGACUGUGCAGGCAAAGUUAUGUAACUCUGACUGGCAUUUUGACGGAAUUAUACUUAGAAAAUUGAAAUUUUGGUUAAGUUUUGUGUUUUGGUCCACUUUACCCCUAAAGUAUCAUAGAUAUUGCUUUCAUACUUGGAACACUCACAAACUAUCAUAAGGGGACAGUAAAGGACAAGUUGCAUAACUCUAGUUGUCAUUUUUACAGACUUAUGGCCCUUUUUUGACUUAGUAACUUUGAAUAUAUGGUUAAAUUUUGUGUUUAGAUCCACUUUACUUCUAAAGUAUCAAGGCUAUUGUUUUCAAACUUCAAAUACUUUCAUGCUAUCAUGAGGGUACUGUACCUGGCAAGUUGAAUUUUACCUUGACCUUUGAAUGACCUUGACUCUCAAGGUCAAAUUAUUAAAUUUUGCUAAAAUUGCCAUAACUUCUUUAUUCAUGAUUAGAUUUGAUUGAUACUUUGACAAAACAACACUUACUUGACAUACCACAGUAGACUCCACCCUAACCAUCCCCCACGCCCCCCCCCCCAAAUUUUUUUUUAAGAUCUCCUAUAUAUGACCACCACACCCUCACACUAUACCCCGCC
This is a messenger RNA of Dreissena polymorpha, 6214 nucleotides long. RefSeq names its product thioredoxin domain-containing protein 5-like. Lineage: Eukaryota; Metazoa; Mollusca; Bivalvia; Myida; Dreissenidae. Gene Ontology annotation, molecular function: protein disulfide isomerase activity. The transcript has 9 exons. Gene Ontology annotation, cellular component: endoplasmic reticulum. The record is from RefSeq and is a predicted model, not a curated record. Bases 144 to 1373 code for a protein of 409 amino acids. Gene Ontology annotation, biological process: protein folding.